UCCACCUCCUCCUAAGCCGCUGAUUGGCUUUUGGGCUCGCGCCUAUCUCGGCCCCCGCUCCAGUCAGUUUCGGGCUGGUUGGCGCGGAAUCGAGAGACUCCGGGACCAUGGCGCCCAUACACGGCAACGAUUCCGAGCUGGGGGCGAGCGAUUCAGGGAGUUUUGUAGCUUCUCGAGCCCGGCGAGAAAAAAAAUCAAAGAAAGGACGCCAGGAAGCUUUGGAGAGACUGAAAAAGGCUAAAGCUGGUGAGAAGUAUAAAUAUGAAGUCGAGGACUUCACAAGUGUUUAUGAAGAAGUUGAUGAAGAACAGUAUUCUAAGCUGGUUCAGGCACGCCAGGAUGACGACUGGAUUGUGGAUGAUGAUGGUAUCGGCUAUGUGGAAGAUGGCCGAGAGAUUUUUGAUGAUGACCUUGAAGAUGAUACCCUUGAUGCCAGUGAGAAAGGAAAGGAUGUUAAAAUACACAGCAAAGGCAAGAGGAAUGUAAAGAAGCCUUCAGUGACAAAACCAAACAAUAUCAAGACCAUGCUCAUUGCUGGUGCUGGAAAGAAAACCGCAGAUAAAGCUGUAGACUUGUCCAAGGAUGAUCUACUUGGGGACAUCCUACAGGAUCUGAACACUGAGACACCUCAGAUAACUCCACCACCUGUAAUAAUACCAAAGAAGAAAAGAUCCCUUGGAGCGUCGCUGAAUCCUUUUUCUGUGCGUCCCUCCAAGGCAGUUCCUUCAGGAAAAUCUGCUUCCCCUGUCGUCGGGAAGGUGCCUCCAUUAACUCCUGCUCCUCAUAAACGUGCCGAGUUUGUUGGAGAUGUGGUGCAGGGAGAGCCACGAGAAGAUGAGCAGGAGCCAGGGGCAAUGGAGUUUGAAGAUGGCGACUUUGAUGAGCCCAUGGAGUCCGAGGAGGUGGACAUAGAGCCUGUUGCUGCCAAGACAUGGGCGCAAGAGAGUGAGCCAGCAGAGGCAGUGCAAGACGUGGCAGAUCCUGGCAGAGAGAGCACGUCUUACUUAGGAAGUUUCCUGCCAGAUGUCUCCUGUUGGGACAUUGAUCAGGAAGAUGACAGCAGUUUGUCAGCUCAGGAAGUGGAAGUUCAUGUGGAUUCCAGUCACCUCCCGUUGGUAAAAGGGGCAGAUGAAGAACAAGUGUUCCAGUUUUAUUGGCUGGAUGCUUAUGAAGAUCAGUACAACCAACCAGGUGUGGUAUUUCUGUUUGGCAAGGUUUGGAUUGAAUCAGCCAAAACCCACGUGAGCUGUUGUGUUACAGUGAAAAACAUUGAGAGAACACUCUAUUUCCUUCCCCGUGAAAUGAAAAUGGAUCUAAAUACAGAGAAAGAAACAGGAACUUCAGUUACCAUGAAGGAUGUUUAUGAUGAGUUUGAUGAGAAAAUAGCAACAAAAUACAGAAUCAUGAAAUUCAAGUCCAAGAUAGUGGAAAAGAACUAUGCUUUUGAGGUACCUGAUGUUCCAGAAAAAUCUGAGUACUUAGAAGUUAGAUACUCGGCUGAAUUGCCACAGCUUCCUCAGGAUUUGAAAGGAGAAACUUUUUCUCAUGUAUUUGGGACCAACACGUCCAGCUUAGAAUUAUUUUUGAUGAACAGAAAGAUCAAAGGACCGUGUUGGCUUGAAGUAAAAAAUCCACAACUCUUGAAUCAGUCAGUCAGUUGGUGCAAAGUUGAGGCAAUGGCUUUGAAACCAGACUUGGUGAAUGUCGUCAAAGAUGUCAGUCCUCCCCCACUUGUGGUGAUGUCUUUCAGCAUGAAGACUAUGCAGAAUGCAAAGAGCCAUCAAAAUGAGAUUAUCGCUGUGGCCGCUUUGGUCCAUCACAGUUUUGCCCUGGAUAAGGCGCCCCCACAGCCCCCCUUCCAGUCACACUUCUGUGUUGUGUCUAAACCAAAGGACUGUAUUUUCCCAUAUGCUUUCACAGAAGUCAUUAAGGAAAAGAAUGUGAAGGUUGAGGUUGCCGCAACAGAAAGAACACUGCUGGGUUUUUUCCUUGCAAAAGUUCACAAAAUUGAUCCUGAUAUCAUUGUGGGUCAUAAUAUUUAUGGGUUUGAUCUGGAAGUACUACUGCAGAGAAUUAACAUGUGCAAAGUUCCUCACUGGUCCAAGAUAGGUCGACUGAAGCGAUUCAGCAUGCCAAAGCUUGGGGGCCGGAGUGGAUUUGGUGAAAGAAAUGCUACCUGUGGCCGAAUGAUCUGUGAUGUGGAAAUUUCAGCAAAGGAAUUGAUUCGUUGUAAAAGCUACCAUUUGUCCGAACUUGUUCAACAGAUUCUGAAAACUGAAAGAACUGUGAUUCCAAUGGAAAAUGUACAAAAUAUGUAUAGUGAACCUUCUCAUCUGUUGUACCUGUUGGAGCACACCUGGAAAGAUGCCAAGUUCAUUUUGCAGAUUAUGUGUGAGCUAAAUGUUCUUCCAUUAGCAUUGCAGAUCACUAACAUCGCCGGGAACGUUAUGUCCAGGACACUGAUGGGUGGACGAUCUGAGCGUAAUGAGUUCUUGUUGCUUCAUGCGUUUUAUGAAAACAACUAUAUUGUGCCUGACAAGCAGAUUUUCAGAAAGCCUCAGCAAAAACUGGGUGAUGAAGAUGAAAUGGAUGGAGACACUGAUAAAUACAAGAAAGGACGUAGGAAAGCAGCUUAUGCUGGAGGUUUGGUCUUGGACCCCAAAGUUGGUUUUUAUGAUAAAUUCGUUUUGCUUCUGGACUUCAACAGUUUAUAUCCUUCCAUUAUUCAGGAAUUUAACAUCUGUUUUACAACAGUGCAAAGAGUUGUUUCAGAGGCCCAGAAAGUUACAGAGGAUGGAGAACAAGAACAAAUCCCUGAGUUGCCAGAUCCAGGCUUAGAAAUGGGCAUUUUGCCCAGAGAGAUCCGGAAACUGGUAGAGCGGAGAAAACAUGUCAAACAGCUAAUGAAACAGCAAGAUUUAAAUCCAGACCUUGUUCUUCAGUAUGACAUUCGACAGAAGGCUUUGAAGCUUACAGCGAACAGUAUGUACGGUUGCCUGGGAUUUUCCUACAGCAGGUUUUACGCCAAACCACUGGCUGCCUUGGUGACAUACAAAGGAAGAGAGAUUUUGAUGCAUACUAAAGAGAUGGUACAGAAGAUGAAUCUUGAAGUUAUCUAUGGAGAUACAGAUUCCAUUAUGAUAAACACCAAUAGCACCAAUUUGGAAGAAGUAUUUAAGCUGGGAAACAAGAUAAAAAACGAAGUCAAUAAGUUGUAUAAGCUGCUUGAAAUCGACAUUGAUGGUGUAUUCAAGUCACUGCUACUGCUGAAGAAAAAGAAAUACGCAGCUCUGGUUGUUGAACCAACAUCGGAUGGGAAUUACAUUACCAAACAGGAGCUGAAAGGGUUGGAUAUAGUUAGGAGAGAUUGGUGUGAUCUUGCUAAAGACACUGGAAACUUUGUCAUUGGCCAGAUUCUCUCUGAUCAAAGCCGGGACACGAUAGUCGAAAACAUUCAGAAGAGGUUAAUAGAAAUUGGAGAAAAUGUGCUAAAUGGCAGUGUCCCAGUGAACCAGUUUGAGAUUAACAAGGCAUUAACAAAGGACCCCCAGGAUUACCCUGAUAAGAAAAGCCUACCCCAUGUACAUGUUGCACUCUGGAUAAAUUCUCAAGGUGGCAGAAAGGUGAAAGCUGGAGAUACUGUUUCCUAUGUCAUCUGUCAGGAUGGCUCGAACCUCACGGCCAGCCAGAGGGCCUAUGCUCCUGAGCAGCUGCAGAAACAGGACAAUUUAACCAUUGACACCCAGUACUAUUUGGCCCAGCAGAUCCACCCAGUUGUGGCGCGAAUCUGUGAGCCAAUAGAUGGAAUUGAUGCUGUGCUUAUUGCCACCUGGUUAGGCCUCGACCCCACCCAGUUUAGAGUUUCUCAUUAUCAUAAAGAUGAAGAGAAUGAUGCUUUACUUGGUGGCCCAGCCCAGCUCACUGAUGAAGAGAAAUACAAGGACUGUGAAAAAUUCAAAUGUCCAUGCCCUACAUGUGGAACCGAGAAUAUUUAUGAUAAUGUCUUUGAUGGUUUGGGAGCCGAUAUGGAGCCCAGUUUGUAUCGUUGCAGUAACAUCAACUGUAAAGCUUCACCUCUGACCUUUGUGGUACAGCUGUGCAACAAAUUGGUCAUGGACAUUAGACGUUGCAUUAAAAAGUACUAUGAUGGCUGGUUGGUAUGUGAAGAGCCAAUGUGUCGCAAUCGAACUCGGCACCUUCCCCUCCAGUUCUCCCGAAAUGGACCUCUUUGCCCAGCUUGCACGAAAGCUACACUUAGAGCAGAGUAUUCUGACAAGACCCUGUACACCCAGCUGUGCUUUUACCGGUACAUUUUUGAUGUGGACUGUGCGCUGGAGAAACUUAUUACCGAUCAUGAGAAAGAAAAAAUGAAGAAGCAGUAUCUUACCCAAAAAGUUCUUCAGGACUACAGAAAACUCAAGAACACAGCAGAGCAGUUCUUGCUGCGAAGUGGCUACUCCGAAGUGAACCUCAGCAAACUCUUCGCCGAUUGUGCUGUGAAGUCCUGAGGGAGGCCCAGGCAGCACCAGGAGCCGGUAGCUGAAGCAUCCAGCUUCCUUGGCACCUGCACGCUGGGCCCACCUGCUUCUCAGGCAUCUGCUUUUCCCUGUGGGACUGCAUCUCGUGUUUGGGUGGAUGUGGACUAGGAGGGGAGAUCAGAAAAACAUUUAGUCUUCCAGACAAGACUGAGUAAAUGCACAGUCUUCAUAUUAAGAUGCACGGCUUUGAAGCAUGCCCCAGAGUCCUUCCCCAAGCACCUGAAGUCCUGGCAUUUGGGGAUCUGGGUCUGGGUUUCCCGGGGAGGGCAACUGCUACUUUGAUUGAGUAUGGCUGGAAUGUAAGAGACUCCAGGCUUUGCCUCAGGGCCUUUAGCAGAGCUGCCCCCAGAAAAAACAGUUCCUGAAGCCUAGCUGGAGACCUAACGUUUUCGCCUUUUCACACGCCAAUUAAACCCAGUCUAAAUCCAAAUGCUUCUCCAGCCGCUCCCUCCAGAGUGGCUGUCCUUUUCAGUCCUGUCUUUUAUAUAGGUAGCUGGGGGGAGAUGUCAAAGCCUUGCACUUACUAAAUAGAUUAGACAGAGCCAGCUUGUUUAUCGAGUGGCUCCAGAGCCCCCCCACACACACACACUGAGCAGGUGUUUUAUACCCACACAUUUUUUUCCUCUUAAAUAGAAAGUUCAGGUAAAGGUCUAUACAACAGGAAAGCACAUUUAAGUUAAUUUGAUACUCUAACAUUUCAUUAAAAAUUCAUAGAGGUUAGGGUGAGGAUCACUGGGAAAUUGGAGGGAACAGGUAAUUGGCCCUGGUGCUUGCUAUUUCUCCUCUUCAGAAUGGCACCGUCUUUGCCAGCAGCAAAAUCUAGUUCAAUAUGGCAGCCUUUCCUUUCUUACAUUCUUGGUAAGAUCAUAACUAACAAAAUAUAUUUCUCUUUGUACAACUAUGCUGUGUUUUAAAAAAGUUUACCUGUGUUUUUAUAAAGGAAAAAUAUGUUCUGCUUUUUACUUAAGAAUAAAGUAUUGUAAAGGGAAA
Molecule: messenger RNA, 5528 nt
Organism: Oryctolagus cuniculus (rabbit)
Lineage: Eukaryota; Metazoa; Chordata; Mammalia; Lagomorpha; Leporidae
Gene: POLA1
Product: DNA polymerase alpha 1, catalytic subunit
Biological process (GO): mitotic DNA replication initiation; lagging strand elongation; DNA replication
Cellular component (GO): alpha DNA polymerase:primase complex
Molecular function (GO): nucleotide binding; DNA-directed DNA polymerase activity; single-stranded DNA binding
Source: RefSeq, a predicted model, not a curated record